AUGAAAUUAGAUCAAUUAAUUAAUCAAGCACCACCAGCACCACCAUCAGUGACACGAUUACUGUCUGUUGGCCUCACUUCCACUGGUAGCACUAACUCUGGUAAUGCUUCUUUACUUCCUCCUCACCACACUAACUUCAAUUAUUAUCCUAAAACAGCUGCUACAAGUAAUGUUCUGACUCAACGAGUCAAUUUACCACCAAUAUCAGAUAUUUUACAACAGGCCCAACAUUACCUACCACCACCUCCACAACAACAGCAACAACAGUCACAAUCGGUGUCUUCAUACAGACAAAAUCAAACUCAAUUACCUCCUUUACCACUAGCCACUAGCAACUCAAUCAACACCACUUCUAAUUACAAAUAUUACGAUUAUUACCAAUCGUCAAAUAGUGAACAUCAACAACAUUCCUACACAAGUAGUAGCACUUUACCAUCACCACGUAUACCGCAUUCUGACAGCACAUUCCCUCCACACCAACCACACCAACAACCAAUGAUGUACCGGAAUAACUCGUAUCCUCCAGUUCAGCAACAACAACAACAACAACAACAGCCAGGGCAACCACAGUAUCACCACCAACAACAACAACAAUACGUAGGUGUGGGAGGAGAUUCGUAUUUCAGAAAUCGUACUCCACAACCACCAGUGAUAAACCAUAACCACAAUACUAACAAUUCUGGUUUCAACUCGACAUCAUCUUCAUCAUCUAUAUCAUCACCAUUAUCGUCGCCUUAUGAUUCGCAAAAUCGUACUAAUGAUUCUACUGCUACUGGUACACCAUCAAAUGAUUUUAUGAAACAUUCUUCUGGUGUACGAAAUGGUUCUACUAAUACUACAAACGGUGGAGUUAAUAAUAAUCGAAAGACAAGAAACAAUUUACCUAAAGAAAUCACAUAUAUUUUAUUACGAUGGUUGAAUGACCAUUUGAAUCAUCCAUAUCCUAGUUCAUUUGAAAAAAAUCAAUUGAUGAUUAGUACUGGGUUGAAUCAACAACAAUUGAGUAAUUGGUUUAUUAAUGCUCGUCGAAGAAAGAUCAAGUUAUUGAAACAACAACAACGUUUGAACUUUUGA
Messenger RNA from Candida dubliniensis CD36, 1074 nucleotides. It is a transcript of the gene CUP9, whose product is annotated as transcription factor CUP9. The coding region runs from base 1 to 1074 and encodes 357 amino acids. Gene Ontology annotation, biological process: regulation of DNA-templated transcription. The record is from RefSeq and is a predicted model, not a curated record. Lineage: Eukaryota; Fungi; Ascomycota; Pichiomycetes; Serinales; Debaryomycetaceae. Gene Ontology annotation, molecular function: DNA binding. The transcript has a single exon.